AUGGCGUCUGGUCGUCUUUGCAAGUUACACAGCUUAUAUACUCGACUGUACAACGGAAAUACUCUGCUACGAGCUCCAAGUAUGUAUUAUUUUAAGGUCUUAUGAAACAUGGGUUUGGGAGAAGUAUGUGUUGAUACAUGUAAAUAUGUGGCUGUUGCAGGUAAAAGCUGACAGCGGCUAACCUUGAGAAGAGAGCAUCAUGUUAACACUGCUCUGCCUCUACUUAAAUUAUUAUUUUAUAUAUAAAGACAGGGGCGGCUCUGAUACUAAACAUAUACAUCUUAAUGUGUCUGACCUGUUUGCUCCUGUGUCUCUGCAGCAUGUUCGGUCCCCCUGCGACACAAGUCCAAUAUCAGUGGUCCUUCACUAGACAGCUCGGGCUGGUAUGUAGAGGUUUUUUUUUUUUUUUUAAGGGCUAUUUCGUGAAUUUAUGGUGUUAAUUUUCAGUUUGGGGACGAUUGGUUGCUGGUUGUACUUUUCAAGCUGCAGCCAUGUCUUGUUCAUCUGGUUUUAAAGUGUACAUGAAUCACAAGUCGCCCUAUUUUCUUUAUCUUAGCAAUGUGGAAAUUGGUGUAACUUCAGAUGGAAGGACAAUAGUAUGCCACCAUCCAGCUCCUGACAUUCCCUAUGAGCUUACCCAGGUACGAGAAAAUGUUUACAUACAAAAAAAUCAGUGUCUUUUGUUUGAUAUUACAAUCUAAACUUGUGAUUUUAAAGUGUUGGAUAUUUUCCUGAAUAGAGCAACAUCAGAGGCUUCUGGUUUUACAUUUUUACCAAUUUUUUUCAGCUGCGUUUAUACCCGCCUCCGUUCCAUCAGUCAAUCAUUACAACUUUUCAAAGCCUUUUAAAACUGAAUUUGGGAAGGAGUUCCGACACAGGAUAAAUCAAACAGAGCUGCAAAACAUAAAUAUAACUUUGAACAGAGUUCCAUACUGUGACCAGAGAUGUGUAUUAGUGUGAAACAUAGACUGUAUAUAGAAUGGACAGCGUCCGCCUCCUCCAGCAAAGCUUAUGGAGCUGUGGACAAACUUUAGAAAUUUAUUACACAGGAUAUACAUUUUUCUCCCCCCUGCUUGUGAUGUUGACAUGUAGUUACAGUAAGACUGGUUUGUGCUCAAGUCCUCUUUUUUCUGUGCAGCUCCGUUUUAAAAAAAUGUAAAAUGUGCACAAUGGUACUGCGCAAGUGGUGGAAUGCAUACAACAUGACUGCGCAAUGUUGGUUUCAGGAAAUGGAGAAAAAACGCGGAAUUACAGAGAGCUUUUUGGCUUCAAAUCCAUAUAUUGCCUGAAGGCGGAACCAAGUUGAAACUGUUACAGGUGUGCUGUAUAUUCUUUUGCAUAUUCAACAUUUGUUUAUGAUGUUUCAUUUUUGCAGCCUAUUGAGCGUCCAGAUCCCCUGACAAACCCGGCUGAGACCCACGACCAGGUCCUAAAGGCUCACCUCUGCAAGGAGGUGCUGAAGGACAAGGAAGGGCCCACUAUAGAGGAACUGAGCAAGAUGUUUUACACCACCAAACACCGCUGGUAUCCAGUAGGACAGUAAGUACUCCUAACUUAUUAAAAGGCACCAAACACUACUAUUGGCUCUAAGGCUUUGUUUCUGCACAGGGAUUCAUGAGCAUGUUUUUCUUCAUGUGUUCAUACAUAAAAGUCAAACUGUGCUUUCACAUUAAAACUAACACUGCCAGGUCCUUUAAUUCAGCAAAACGUACCAUAGAAUUCUUCCAUCUGCUUUUAAUGACAAACAGUUUUUUUGUGACAGUUUCAGCUUAGCCUGUUUGAUUAAUCUGCCCAAUCGAUCGCUGAAUUAAGUACAUCAGAUCUGCCAAAACCCUUCCUCAGAUAUUGGUGAAAAUUGAAUUCUUAUCUUUCCGUUUUCCCAGGUACCACAUGAGACGCAGAAAGAAGGAUCCCCCAAAGGACAGAUAA
Xyrichtys novacula (pearly razorfish) is the source of this 1929-nucleotide messenger RNA. NCBI's taxonomy places the organism in Eukaryota, Metazoa, Chordata, Actinopteri, Labriformes, Labridae. The record is from the annotation of a GenBank genome assembly.